Messenger RNA from Helobdella robusta, 399 nucleotides. RefSeq lists its product as hypothetical. Lineage: Eukaryota; Metazoa; Annelida; Clitellata; Rhynchobdellida; Glossiphoniidae. The record is from RefSeq and is a predicted model, not a curated record. The coding region runs from base 1 to 399 and encodes 132 amino acids. The transcript has 3 exons.
AUGUGGUGUAUUGCCCAUAAUCUCUGUCUACCUGCCAACAGGACUGGGUGUCUCAACGAUGUCACUCGCACCUCACACAAAACGAAUCUAAUCUUGUACCUGCCUGAUCAAACGAGAGUUUUAAUACUGUUUCCAGACACUGUUUCUUUGGUCAAAAAACAAAAAUUUGCCUUAGCUCACAAAAGCGGUUAUGACAUAAAUAAUGAAGUACAGCAAGAACAUAUGCUUCAUAAAUCACAAUACUUCAAUCCCAUAGAGCAUGCCAUACAGCACACCAACACAUGCACAAACAUAGAAGGAACCAAGGACACGAACAUGGCAGAAAAAUGUAGAACUGCAGAGCAGUGGAAAAAUUUGUAUGGCCCUCUAAUGCAUAUCUCCAGCCAGUCAUGCAUAUAA